UUCUCAGUGUGGGACUCCAGUUUUCUCUCUCCUACAAUUCGUCACCAUAACCUGAUGUCACCUUCCUGUUUCCGACUCCUUCUCCUGAGAAAAGUUGACGAAUGAUAUCGGUUGAAUUUGAAUAAAAUUGCAACUGGAAAGCGACGUCUGACGAUUUGUGUCAAAUGCAUGGUGGAAGUAACGAUAGUGUUUUUUUAAAAGUAAAGUAACCGAAGACAAUAAUUGGCAUCUACAGGCAAAGAGCUGAAAGAAGUAAAGGAUGAGCGCGAAGAAUGAAGAUUGGGAUGUGAAGCGGCGCGAAGUGGAGUUCGAUGAGUACUGGAAGCUACGACGUAAAUUUUUGCGGACUCACAAAGACAAGUUUCCGGAAGAUUUGCUCAAUUGCUUAGCCCAAAUAUUCAUCGAUGUCGAACUGUUAGGAUGCAGUUAUCCACAAAGAACAAUGGAUUUAGUAAAGGAAUUGUCACAGGACAUCCCGGCCAAAUAUAUAUAUACAAUAGAAAAUCCAAAGAAAAAGUCACAAAAAACAUUUGUGGAAGCGUCAGAGGCAGCUAGUUCUAAGAUAAAAGAAUGCACUGAUGAAAUAUCUACUGUUGCAGAAGAAUCUACAUCGAACACACUUGACCAUAUAUCAAAUGCAACCUAUUUUAUUGAUCAAUCUCCUUCCAAAAAACGCUCCAAGAAAGAUAAAAAACUUGACGCUGAGGAGAAUACGCUUCCUAAUGCUACAAAAAAAUCUGUAUCAAAUACAAUCGAUUACAACUCUCAGUCUAAUGAAGUUUCUAUAUUCAGGCGGUAUUUCGAAGAGCUGUAUUUCGAAGAAAUACAGUCUGAAAAAUUAAAAACAGAGCCUCAUUUCGAAGAAAUGCCACCUAAAAGAUUGAAAUCAAAAUCACAUUUCGAAGAAAUGCCAUCGGAAAGAUUAAAAACAGAGUCAUGUUGCAAAGAAAUACAGUCCGAAAGAAUAAAAACAGAGCCUCAUUUCGAAGAAAUGCCACCUGAAAGAUUGAAAUCAAAACCACAUUUCGAAGAAAUGCCAUCUGAAACAUUAAAAACAGAGUCAUGUUGCAAAGAAAUACAGUCUGAAAGAAUAAAAACAGAGCCACAUUUCGAAGAAAUACAGUCUGAAAGAUUAAAAACAGAGAGAGAUGUCUCAUUUGAAUAUCAAGACAAAUCGUAUGGAGAUAUUAUUAUAUGGGAAAGACCAGGUGAUGAUGAAUUUACUACGCUGAAAAUUUCAGUUAGAUUAUCUGGUAAAACCCUAAAGUGGAGAUAUUCUAAGAAUGAAAAUAGCUGUGAAUGUUUUAUGUAUAUUGACUCAGAGAAAUUGUGUAGUAACACCAACGUAACUAAAAAAACGGCCAGAAAAUCAGCGGUCAACACUGCAUUAAAAAAAUUACGAAAAUGCUACUAUACGGUUAAGGUAAAAAACGGUUCGGGUAUAGAUCCAGUUGUAAUAGCAGUAGAAAUAAAGCAGGAUUCGCUUCCCGACAGGACUGGAUCUAUAUGCACUGAAACGAAAUUUAUAGUGGACUGGCCUGGCGAUAAUUUUGAAAAAUCGGAUCAGGUUACUGUGGAACUCACGUCUCCGAUAGUCGAGACACAAGUAAAUCAAGAAGUUCUCGGCUGGAAAAUAAACAAUUCUAAAACGUACAAAAUAACAACCCUGUGUCAAAGAGUGUUUAAACAUCUAUUACAAAAGGAUAUUUUGCAAAACGAUAUUGUGUUUCUGGACUUUUCUACGCAAGACAGAGCGCUGAUUCAAAAAAUCGCACAUAACAUGGGUCUAAAUCCACGUAAGCUUAGUAUGGAAAAAGGAAAAAUAGUAGUCUCACGUAAAGUCAAUGUACAGAAUUUUAUCAAGCAACUGAACAAACUUGGUGGAGUCACCGAGAAGUACGAACUGGUGAAACCGACCGACAAAAAGUUCGUUUUAAGACAGUAUUUCGAAGAAAUACAGUCUAAAAAAUUAAAUGCAGAGCCAUAUUUCGAAAAAAUACAGUCUGAAAAAUUAAAUGCAGAGUUAUAUUUCGAAGAAAUACAGUCUGAAAAAUUAAAUGCAGAUCCAUAUUUCGAAGAAAUACUGUCUGAAAAAUUAAAUGCAGAUCCAUAUUUCGAAGAAAUACAGUCUGAAAAAUUAAAUGCAGAUCCAUAUUUCGAAGAAAUACAGUCUGAAAAAUUAAAUGCAGAAUCAUAUUUCGAAGAAAUACAGUCUGAAAAAUUAAAAACGAAGCCAUAUUUCAACGAGAUACAAUCUGAAAGAUUAAAAACAGAGAAAGAGGUAUCACUUAAAGAUCAAUAUAAUCAGUACAUCGACAUUGUUCUAUUGGAAAGACCGGGUGACGAUAUAUUUACUACGCUGGAAGUUUCAGCUUCUGUGUCUGGUAAAACCCUAAAAUGGAAUUACUGUAAGAAAGAAAAACUCUGGGAAGUCUCUGUAAAUAUUGAGUCACGGAAAUUGAGUUGUAUCACUAAAUCAACUAAAAUAGAGGCCAGAAACUUAGCUGCCAACAUAGCAUUAGAAAAAUUACGAAAGUGGUGCUAUACGGUUAAAGUAAAUAAAAAAUUAAAAACAAAGCCAUACUUUGAAGAAACGCCACCUAAACGAUUAAAAAUAGAGGCAAAUGUUUCACUUAAAGAUCAAGAUAAUCCGUUCAGAGACAUUGUUCUUUGGGAAAGACCGGGUGAUGAUCCGAUUACUAUGCUGAAAAUGUCAAUUAAGUUAUCUGGUAAAGUCCUAGAGUGCAAGUACUCUAAGGAAAAAAAUUUUUGGAAAUGCUGCAUGAAUAUUAACUCACAGGAAUUGAGUUGUAGUAACUUAUCGUUAACUAAAAUAGGGACCGCAGAAUCAGCAGCCGACAUUGCAUUAGAAAAAUUGCGAAAGUGCUGCUAUACGGUUAAAGUUACAGAAGGUUCGGGUAUAGAUCCAGUUGUAACAGCAAUGAAAAUCAAAAAGGAAUCGCUUCCCGAUUGGACUGGAUCUAUAUGCACUGAAAAGAUAUUGAUGGUGAACUGGCCUGACGAUAGUUUUGGAAAAUCGGAUCAGGGUACCGUGGAACUCAUGUCUCCGAUAGUCGAUACACAAAUAAACCAAGAAGUUUAUGACCUGAAAAUAAAAAAGAAGAUCGAAAUAAUAGUCAUAUGUGAAAGACUUUUACAAACGGACAAUGUUUUGCAAACCGACAUUAUAUUUUUGGGCUUUCUUAAAAAAGACAGAAAGCUGAUUCGUCAAAUCGCAGGAAGAAUGGACUUAAAUUGUAGGAAGAUAAAAGGAAAAGAAAAAAGGAAGAGACUGAUAGUCUCACGUAAAGUUGAUAUAUGGCGUUUAGUCAAACAACUGAACGAACUUGGUGGAGUCACCGCGAAGUACGAGCUGGUGAAACCGACCAACGAAAAUUAUCCGCAAAGAACAAUGGAUUUAGUGAAGGAAUUGUCGCAGGACGACGCGGCCGAAUAUAGAGAAGAGCAAAAGAAAAAGUUACAAAGAAAAUUUGUGGAACCGUCAGAGGCGGCUAGUUCUGAGAUUAAAGGCUGCGCUGAUAAAACAUCUACUGUCGCAGAAGAAUUGAACACGCUUGAUCAUACAUCAAACGCAACCAAUUUUAUUGAUCAAUCUCCUAAAAAAUGUUCCAGAAUAAAUAAAAAACUUGACGCCGAGAAGAAGUCGCUUUCUAAUAAUACAAAAGAACCUGUAUCAAAUGCAAUCAAUCACAACUUUCAGUCUUACGAAGUUUCUACAUUCAGGCGAUGUUUCGAAGAGCUGUAUUUCGAGGAAAUACAGUCUGAAAAAUUAAAAACAGAGCCAUAUUUCGAAGAAAUGCCAUCUAAAAAAAUAAAAACAGAGCCAUAUUUUGAAGAAAUGCUAUCUGAAAGAUUAAAAACAGAGCCGUAUUUCGAAGAAAUACAGUCUGAAAAAUUAAAAACAGAAUCAUAUUUCGGAGAAAUGCCAGCUAAAAAAAUAAAAACAGAGUCAUAUUUUGAAGAUGUAUCCUCUGAGAGUUUAGAAUCAUUAGACAGUUUAGAGCCAUGUGUCGGAGAUAUACAGUCUGAAAUAUUAGAAUCAGACGAAGAUGUCUCACUUGAAGAUCAAAAUAAUCCAUACAUAGACAUUGUUUUAUGGGAAAGACCAGGUGACUGUGAGUUUGAAAUGCUGAAUUAUUCAGUUAAGUUAUCUGGCAAAGCCCUACAAUGGAAUUUCUUUAAGAAAAAACGUCUCUGGGAAUGCUUUAUGAAUAUUAACUCACACGGAUUGUGUCGUAGUACCGAUUCGAAUAAAAAAGCGGCCAGAAAUGUAGCAGUCACUGCUGCAUUAAAAAAAUUACGAAAGUGCUGCUAUACGGUUAAAGUUAAAGUAGGCGUGGGUAUAGAUCCAGUUGUAACGGCAAUGGACAUAAUGCAAGAAUCUCUUCCCGACGACGAUUGGAACGGAUCUGAUUGCAUUGAAAAAUUGAUGGUGGGCUGGGUUGGCGAUAGUCUUGGAAAUUUGGGGCAAGAUACUAUGAAAGCCAUAGUCGAGACACAAGAAAACCAAGAAGGUUUUGGGUUGAAAAUAAAAAAGGCACACGAAAUAAUAGUCAACUGUGAAAAACUUUUAGAAACGGACAAUAUUUUGCAAAAUGAUAUUGUGUUUGCGGACUUUCCUAGAGAAGACAGAAUGCUGAUUGAUAAAAUCGCAGGAAAAAUGGACCUCAAUACACGGUAUUAUAUAGGAAAACUGGUAGUUUCACGUAAAGUCGAUGUAUGGCGUUUGGUCAAACAACUGAACAAACUUGGUGGAGUCACCGAGAAGUACGAACUGGUGAAACCGACCGACAAAAAAUUUAUUUCAUUGCCAGCUUCGACGGACAUUUGAGCAUAGAAAAGAAAGAUGUGUUCAAAUGACAUUUUCUAUGAUAUUAAUAUAUUACAGCUGCUUGGAUUGUAAAAUAAAUGGAUAACUAUAUUCAGAAGUC
This is a messenger RNA of Wasmannia auropunctata (little fire ant), 4952 nucleotides long. RefSeq lists its product as uncharacterized. The record is from RefSeq and is a predicted model, not a curated record. Gene Ontology annotation, molecular function: nucleic acid binding. NCBI's taxonomy places the organism in Eukaryota, Metazoa, Arthropoda, Insecta, Hymenoptera, Formicidae. Bases 260 to 4852 code for a protein of 1530 amino acids. The transcript has 19 exons.